CGAAAGUCACAUUGGCUACCUUGAAUUUGGGGAUUGUUUUUCAGGGACGUUGAAGCUAGAUACUCCUGUCGUUAAAGUUUUUUUCUAUUCAUCAGAUGAAUUACUCGAUCCUGUUCGCAAUUAUUUUGGGCGUGUCAUGCUUUGUAUUUGGAUAUUUUUAUUCACUUUUUAAUUAUUUGCAACCACAAAUGAAUGGAUCAAGUUCUACUGAGUUUAGAGAUGCAAUUCAUGUUUAUAAAGGUCAUAUACAGAAAAACAAUGAACUUGGCUCUUCUUUUUCUGUAUUUUAUCGUGGAGAACAUGUCGUCGAUACAUUAGGAGGUUAUGCAGAUAAGCGCUUUCGACUGCCAUGGGUAACUUCAACUAUAAGCCAACUGUUCACUAUGUCUAUGGUUGUUGUUCCUUUCGCAUUCGCUAAGUUGUAUCAAGACGGACUUCUGGAUAUUGAUUCUUCGAUUCAACAUUAUCUUCCGCAAUUUGUGGUUGCCAAUGUCACUGUGUCUGAUUUACUCACACACCAGUCCGGUUUUCCAUACUUUAUAGGUCACGUAUCGUUAGCUAAAUGGAGAGAUGAUCACAGGAAUGCACUGAAUGAUAUCAUUAAUCAGAUACCACCUGUCCUACCACAGACCCAAAUGUUUCAUCUACACUCUAUGGCUUUAUUGUCUGAUGCAAUCGUGCGCAAAGUAGACCACAAGAAACGAACAUUGGGACGUUAUUUCAUGGAAGAAAUCGCUUGGCCUCUCGGUUUGGAUAUGCUUAUUGGGAUUCCACGUACCCAACUUUAUCGUGUUGCACGAACCUAUCACGCCAAUGGUCUAAGUGUAGUUAACGCUAUUUUACAUCUAGACGUGAAAUAUGCGUGGACAAAUUUGGUCACUGCUGGUUGGCUUCCGUAUUCAAAAGAGCGAAAUAUGGCGUUGAAUGUGUUUAAUGAUUAUGAGUUUUAUUAUAAUUGGAAUCCCGACUUUUUGGAAAUCCCACUGGUUUCAUCACACCUGUUCACAAACGCACGAAGUCUGGCUCGCCUAUUUACUCUUUUGGGAAACUCAGACAGUACACCGUUCGUCUUCAGAAGGUCGAUACGAGAUUGGAUGCUGCAGGUUGUCAAUACCUCUUCUUACGACCCAGUUCUUCAUCGAUAUUUGAAACUCAGUUCCGCAGGCUUUAUGGUCACUAAUUCACCCAAGGUACUUUUGAUUUGAUUAGUAAUUUCGAGAAUUUAUAUUACAAUGAAGUACAUCGCUGUUGUUUUACUUCAAGGGCCAUUCAAAAUGAUGAAAUUACGUGUUAUUAGAUACACCGAAAGAAGUCAACAUGGUGCCAGCCACCAAAAAGAAACACGGCCUUCACUCAACAGUCAUUUUCCGUGCUUCAAGCAAAUCUUAUAUUAAAACAUGACACCAGACAGUAUUAGAUUUCUGCCUUAGCUUGUCAUUUUGUCGGAAAUGUUUUUAAUUGCAUCAAAUAUUCCGGAUAAAUGUUUAAAUAUAAUAAUCUUACUUGACCUAUUGAAAUAGUUACUUUAACUCUACUCAUAUUCUAAGUGAGCUGUCAAGUAAAUCUCGGCAUAUUUUACAGUUGUACAAUGUUGAAAUGUCGGUGUAGCUUCAUUGAUUAUUUUACUGUCAAUGAUAGAGUUGGAAAGUUGAUCAUAUAUUCAUUUUCGCAUGCUCCUCACUUACUGAAUCAGUAUGUGGGGAAAUUUUUAAAAUCUGUAAAUUUGUUUGUUGAAUAAAUGUAAAGGUAAUACUUG
Molecule: messenger RNA, 1756 nt
Organism: Schistosoma turkestanicum
Lineage: Eukaryota; Metazoa; Platyhelminthes; Trematoda; Strigeidida; Schistosomatidae
Source: the annotation of a GenBank genome assembly